Messenger RNA from Coregonus clupeaformis (lake whitefish), 1364 nucleotides. Its product is annotated as platelet glycoprotein Ib alpha chain. The transcript is spliced from 6 exons. The record is from RefSeq and is a predicted model, not a curated record. NCBI's taxonomy places the organism in Eukaryota, Metazoa, Chordata, Actinopteri, Salmoniformes, Salmonidae. Gene Ontology annotation, molecular function: protein binding. The coding region runs from base 57 to 1364 and encodes 435 amino acids.
CACCAGCUGGAGACUGAAGACUAGGGAGGAGCAGCACGGUGUUUCAGUCCUUCAGCAUGACACUCGUCUUCCUCCUCCUCUUCCUCCCCCUCUCUCACCGCUCCAAUGCCAUGACUGGUUGCCAUAGUGACCGUGACAAGGACCACCGCCCCCGGGUCAACUGCACGGCAAUCGACCUUAGCGAUGUCCCCGCCAGCAUUGACACGACGACCAAGGUGCUGAUCUUUCCCCAGAACCAGUUCUCCAGUCUAACCUGGUUCUCCUAUAGUCACUUCCCAGAGCUCUAUGAGAUAGAUCUCAGCCACAACGCGGUUCCAGAGGUUCCCCUGUCCCCUGGCCCAGUUCUCCCUACCCUGGGGGUUCUACGCUUGGUAGGGAACCGCAUUAGAACCCUGCCCCCUCACUCCUUCAGGGCCACACCGGGCCUGCUAGAACUCUAUCUGGACCAGAACCUCCUGGAGACACUAGACGACCUGUCCUUCUCUGGGCUCAGACUGCUACAGAUCCUGGAGCUGUCUCAGAACCGUAUCUCUGUUCUGCCCCCUCUGAUGUUCCGCUCCCUCCCGGCCAUUGAAACCCUGGUUCUAGAGCAGAACCGCAUCAGAACCAUGCCUGACCAGUGGUUCUCCGCCAAACCUGAUGUUCCCUACACCUACCUGUCGCAGAACCCCUGGGCCUGCUUCUGUAAGGUGGGUUACUUGAAGGAACACCUGGAUGAUCAGGGCCACAACGUGUACACAAGGGUUGGAAUAAUCAUCACCCCGGACGAAGAGAGUGUUACCUGUGCCACGCCUCCCUCCCUGGCCGGCCGACCAAUCGUGGGGCUGGAGGAUGAGGAGUACUGCCCACCUGGUGCCCCACCCGACGCCCCCCCUGGAGACUCUGAACCUGAACCUAACCCUACUCUACUGCCCACCACCACCACUACCAGAACUACCACCACAGCAGCCACAACCACUGUUCCUACUACCACCCCUACUCCUACUACCACCCCUACUCCUACUACCACCCCUACUCCUACUACCACCCCUACUCCUACUACCACCCCUACUCCUACUACCACCCCUACUCCUACUACCACCCCUACUCCUACUACCACCCCUACUCCUACUACCACCCCUACUCCUACUACCACCCCUACUCCUACUACCACCCCUACUCCUACUACCACCCCUACUCCUACUACCACCCCUACUCCUACUACCACCCCUACUCCUACUACCACCACAGCUACUCUGAAACCCACCACCCCUCCUCUACACCCUACCGACCCCACCCACCUGCCCCCGCUGCCGGGGCCCCAACUCAACCACCACCACCUAGAACCCCAACUCAACCACCACCACCUAGAACCCAGACCCUGA